Messenger RNA from Aptenodytes forsteri (emperor penguin), 1863 nucleotides. RefSeq names its product interleukin 21 receptor (gene IL21R). Lineage: Eukaryota; Metazoa; Chordata; Aves; Sphenisciformes; Spheniscidae. Gene Ontology annotation, cellular component: external side of plasma membrane. Gene Ontology annotation, biological process: immunoglobulin mediated immune response; cytokine-mediated signaling pathway. The record is from RefSeq and is a predicted model, not a curated record. Gene Ontology annotation, molecular function: cytokine receptor activity; protein binding. The transcript has 9 exons. Bases 1 to 1785 code for a protein of 594 amino acids.
AUGAGGAACAAACUGUGGCUCCAGAGUAUUUCCUUUUUCCUUUUAUUCCAGUACACUACGUGUUGUGAAAACCUCACUUGCUUUGUGGACUAUGUACAGACCCUGUCCUGUAUCCUGAGAAAUGACUUGGGUGCCAGUUCAUAUAACCUCACUGCAACAUGGGUUCCUGAGGAAGAUCCAGGAAAUACUGUGGCUGCCUGCAGUCUCCUGCACCUGUCCGGGAACACUAGUCACACACAGUACACGUGCACUGUGGACAUGACUGAACUCCUGGCAGAUAUCAAAGUCUGGGUGAAUGUUACAGAGAUAGCUGAUAGGCGGCAUGUGAUUUCCAAAGGCUUUUAUAUGGCAGAGAACAUUAAACCACAGCCACCGUUCAAUCUGACUGCUGUGUUCUCAGAGAGUUACAAUAUUUCUUGGGAAACCAUCUACCAGAACUCUCCUUUCUAUUUCUUGAAUGAGGAGCUGGAAUAUCAGCUGCGUUAUAAAAGAAGGACCGACACCUGGGAGACUCAGAGGACUAAAGCUGUCCAUGAAGAUAAACGGACACUGGUGAUCCUGCCAUGGGAACUCCAGGUGAACACUGAGUAUGAGUUCCAAGUGAGAGCCAGACCCCGAGAAGAUACUGGCUACCAUGGAUUUUGGAGUGAAUGGAGUCCUCUGCUGACAUUGAAAACCAGCCCUGCCGCAGUGACACAGACCACAGGCAUGGGAUGGCUGCUGCUGUUUGGUGUUGCCGUGGCAAUUGCUGCCUCAAUCGCAACUUUUCUGGCCAAACAGCGGAGCUUGUGGAAGAAGAUGGCUUGCAUCCCAGACCCUGCUCCCUUUUUCAAACCUCUUUACCUGGUGCAUAAUGGAGAUUUCAAGAAGUGGGUUGGUGUAUCCCAUACGAAAAUGACCCUCGAUUUCUUUGAAUGGGGAAUGGUCCUUCCAGAAGUUCUAGAAGUUUACACCAUGCGUCCUUCCAACAGCACCUCACGAGAGGAGCUGCAUGAGCUGAGAAAAGAUCUGCCUUGCAAACCUUGUGUGUCUUGCCUGACUGCCCCAGGUCAGGAUAGCCAGUCCCUGCUGUCUCGUGCAAACAGUAGCAGUGGGACUCGGGACCGGUCAUACGGGCAUUUGUCCAUUGACACUGUGACUGUGACUGAUGAAUUUACACCUUGUAACUGCCAGUACAACUGUAACCGUGUGUACAGGGGACAUGAGCACACCAAUGAGGAAGACAGUAGUGCUGGAGAAACUGGUUACCCCAGGGUUAACGUUGAUGAUGAAGAAGACAGAAAGAUAUCCAAUGACUUGCAUCUGGCUGACCUGAGCACGCAGGACAAAAUACUUGCUUCAGGCUCUGUGUCCACAGAUCACCUGAGGAGUACAAGUGUCCCAGCCCACCAGCAAGUAGAAAGGGCUUUGGAAGGAGGGAUGGGGAGCAUCCUAGAAGCCCUUUGCUUGCAGCCUAAUCAGUGGGAUUUUGAAAAUCCAGCUUCUCUACCUUUUCCUGAUGGUGAAAGUGUUUCCUACAGUGAAGGCUCCUAUGACUUCUUCCCUCACAUUGCAAGGCCUGGUGACAGUUACCCUAUGAUCUGCGUAGACUUGGACACUAUUGACAGUGGCUUUGUGGACUCGGACUGUGGGAGUCCGGUUGACUGUGAAUUUGAGCAAAACAGUCAGACCAACUGUGGGUCCAUCCCUCUUGAGCGGGAAGGAGAGGACUUUCCACGAAGCUACGUCAAGCAGUGGGUCUCCUGUCGCUCUGACAGCCCUGUUAAUGGGACACAGACAAACUAAGGACUUGAUGUUGUCUUGCAGAGUGUAGGGCCUUUUCCAUGCUGUGCCAGGAGCAAAAUGUUAGCAAAAUUCAGAAGA